AUGUCGAACCACUCGUCCUCUCUCUCCUUCCCCAAGCUCAAUGCCUCGAACUACAAGUCCUGGGCUGGGGACAUGGCUGCCUGUCUGCGCUCUGCAGGCCUGUGGCGUCUUGUCUCUGGUGCCCACCUCAAGCCACAGGCCAAGGACCCCAAAGCCCUCACUGAAGCGGAGGCCACACUACUGGAGAAGUGGGAGGUGGAGGAGGCAAAGGCUGCUGGGUGGUUGUAUCUCAUGGUUGAGGCGGACCAAAAGGUGCAUUUCUCCAACAUUGACAGCAACCCUGUUGCAAUGUGGGCGGCCCUCAAGGGUGUCCACCAGCGUCCCCAUGCUGCUGGACGUUGGAAUGCCUGGGAGGCCCUGUUGUCUAUCAGGAAGAGCGAUUCUGAGUCGCUUCAAGCGGUUAUUAACCGCGUUGAAGACGCCAUGCAGCAAUGCAAGAAUCUGCGCCCUGACAAGUACACUCUGGACGAGCUUGACAGUGAACUCACUGUCAUGGCUAUGAUCCUGGCCCUCCCUCGCGAGGACUUUGCCCUCCUGCGCACUCAGCUGCUCAAUGGCGACCUCAAGAAGGCCACUGUCAUCCAGGCCUUUGUUACUGAGGAUGCCCAGCGCCGCCAUGACUCCACCAUUGCCUCCCAGUCUGCCCUAGCAGUCGCCUCAUCGUCCUCUGGCCCCUGUGACUUCUGUGGCGCAUCUGGCCACUCCCAGCCACAGUGCUACUCGUUCCAGAAGGCCCAGAAGCAGGCCAAGGAGCGCCGCACUACCAGAGGCAAAGGGAAGGCUGCCACUGCGCAGGAGAAGCCUGCAGAACCUGCCCAGGAAUCCGCUGCAAAUGCAAGUGCCCUCUCCUCACACUCCCUUGAGCCCUCUUCGCCCUCUACACCGCUUCAGCUUGAUGCUGACUUCACCUGGAAUGCAGACACAGGCGCCACUUCUCAUAUGACGCCUCAUCGCCACUGGCUUCGCAAUUACAAGCCACUGCGCUUGCCUGUGAAGUUGGCAGACAACAAGGUUGUCUAUUCUGCUGGUGUGGGGUCGGUCGUCUUCAGGCCUAGGGUGAAGGGAGCAUUUCAAUCUCCUGUCCUGUCUUCAUCUUGCACGCAAUAA
Postia placenta MAD-698-R-SB12 is the source of this 1107-nucleotide messenger RNA. RefSeq lists its product as hypothetical. The record is from RefSeq and is a predicted model, not a curated record. The transcript has 2 exons. Bases 1 to 1107 code for a protein of 368 amino acids. Lineage: Eukaryota; Fungi; Basidiomycota; Agaricomycetes; Polyporales; Adustoporiaceae.